This is a messenger RNA of Medicago truncatula (barrel medic), 2005 nucleotides long. Its product is annotated as indole-3-pyruvate monooxygenase YUCCA2. The record is from RefSeq and is a predicted model, not a curated record. Gene Ontology annotation, biological process: auxin biosynthetic process. The coding region runs from base 382 to 1644 and encodes 420 amino acids. Gene Ontology annotation, molecular function: flavin adenine dinucleotide binding; NADP binding; N,N-dimethylaniline monooxygenase activity. The transcript has 4 exons. NCBI's taxonomy places the organism in Eukaryota, Viridiplantae, Streptophyta, Magnoliopsida, Fabales, Fabaceae.
UUUAUUCCUCAACUUUCUCACCAUCUUUAAGUUUUGCAGCUCACAUACUCUCUUACUUCUUACUUCUUACUUCUCCCUUCCUCUUUCAUUUUGCAUAUCCAAACUUCCAACUCUCAAUCUCAAUUUAUUGAAGCAAAUUAACCCUUUAGAAAACUCACAUAUCCAAAUUUUCCAUACAUAUAGACAUAUUCUAUAUUCUUAAGAUCAAAACCAUCCAUUAUCUCCUCAUCACAAUUCUUCCUUUAAGAGCUAGCUCUUAAAUUUAUUGAAUUCCUUUCAUGUCUUCACUUGGCAAUAAUUCACCUUCUACAAAUUCUUGAAACAUUUCAACCUAUAUCCUUUUACUCAAUCUUAGUUUAUUUUUUAUUUUUUUUGUUAUUCAUGUUCAUGGACUACUUAAAGGAACAAGAAUGCAAAAUGGCACAUGAUCAUCAAAAGAAGGAUAGCAUGGGAAAAUCAAGAUUGGUUCAUGGACCAAUUAUAGUUGGAGCUGGUCCCUCAGGAUUAGCAGCAGCAGCAUGUCUUAAACAAAAAGGAAUUCCAAGUCAAAUCCUUGAAAGAGCUAAUUGUUUAGCUUCAAUGUGGCAACUCAAAACUUAUGAUAGAUUAAGGCUUCAUCUUCCAAAGCAAUUUUGUCAACUUCCUCUUAUGCCAUUUCCAAAAGGGUUACCAUCAUAUCCAACAAAGCAACAAUUUUUAUCUUACUUAAAGGCUUAUGCUGAUCACUUUGAUAUAAAUCCUAUUUUUGGCAAACAAGUGGUGAAUGCUGAAUUUGAUGUUGUUUGUGGAUUUUGGAAGAUUAAAACUCAAGAAAUUAUGAAAAAUGGUGAUGAAAUUAUUAUUGAAUAUUUAUGUAAAUGGUUGAUUGUUGCUAGUGGUGAAAAUGCUGAGGAAGUUGUGCCUCAAAUUGAAGGGAUGGAACAAUUUCAAGGACCAAUUUUGCAUACUAGUUUGUAUAAGAGUGGUAGCAUGUUUUGUGGCAAGAAUGUUUUGGUGGUGGGGUGUGGAAAUUCAGGUAUGGAGGUUUGUUUAGACCUUUGCAACCAUAAUGCUCAUCCAUCCUUAGUGGUUAGAGAUACGGUGCAUAUCUUGCCACAACAAAUAUUUGGGAAAUCAACUUUUGGUUUAUCUAUGUGGUUGCUUAAAUGGUUCUCUGUUCAAUUUGUGGAUAAAUUUUUACUUCUAAUGUCAGAUCUUAUUCUUGGAGAUACAUCUCAAUUUGGAAUUGAAAGACCAAAAAUUGGUCCUUUAGAGCUUAAGAACUUGUACGGCAAGACACCUGUUUUGGAUGUUGGGACAGUAGCUCAAAUCAAAACUGGAAAAAUUAAGGUUUGCAAGGGAAUUAAACGACUAGCACAUAAUGCAGUGGAAUUUGUUGAUGGGAAAGUGGAGAACUUUGAUGCAAUCAUUCUAGCUACUGGUUACAGAAGCAAUGUACCCUCUUGGUUAAAGGGAAGUGACAUGUUUAGUGAGAAAGAUGGUUUUCCAAGGAAACCAUUCCCAAAUGGAUGGAAAGGUGAAAAGGGACUAUAUGCUGUUGGUUUCACUAAACGUGGUUUGCUUGGUUCAUCUAUUGAUGCAAAGAGGAUUGCAGAAGAUAUUGAAACUAGCUGGAAAUCUAUUAAGGCCAAGCCACUUGCAUGAAAUGAUAUCAAACAAAUGUUUUUUUAGAAUUAGAAAAAGGGAAAAAGAAAAAAGAAAAAAGAAAAAAAAGGGGUUCUUCUUGGUAAUGAAGGUUCCUCUCCCAUUUGAGGGAAAAAAAGAACAAAAGAGAAAAGUGCAUAUAUAUUUGUUAUAUAUAUGAUCAAUAUAGAAUGUGUGACUCCCAUGAUAUGAUAUCCAUUAACAAAUACUAGGAAUUGGUGGUUGGUGAAGGAAUUGAUGUUUAUUUUUGUUUGUUUGGGUUGAGAAUUAUUAUAGUUGAUUGUCAUAAUUAAUUUGUAUAGCUUGUAUAUUGUCAUAUAUCUACCUAGCUAGCUAGUUGAUUUUAUUUUGGAAAAAGGGU